Messenger RNA from Ceratosolen solmsi marchali, 5691 nucleotides. RefSeq names its product dystrophin-like. The coding region runs from base 1 to 5691 and encodes 1896 amino acids. Gene Ontology annotation, molecular function: protein binding. Lineage: Eukaryota; Metazoa; Arthropoda; Insecta; Hymenoptera; Agaonidae. The transcript has 29 exons. The record is from RefSeq and is a predicted model, not a curated record.
AUGGAUGAACGUGAGGAUGUCCAAAAGAAAACCUUUGCUAAAUGGAUAAAUUCCCAGCUUCUUAAAAAUCAGCAUGAUCCUAUAACUGAUUUGUUUUUGGAUUUACGCGAUGGAAAUAGAUUACUUUCGCUAUUAGAAGUUUUAACUUCAAAAUCAUAUAAACGGGAGCGCGGACGUAUGAGAGUUCACCAUUUAAAUAAUGUUAACAAGGCAUUACAAAUUUUAGAACAAAACAAUGUCAAACUUGUCAAUAUUAGCAGUAAUGAUAUAGUUGACGGUAAUCCAAAAUUAACACUUGGAUUGGUUUGGAGUAUUAUCUUACAUUGGCAGGUACAUUAUCACUUAAAAGAUUUAAUGACAGAAUUACAACAAACAAACUUGGAAAAAACUUUGCUUGCUUGGUGUUGUCAAAUAGUCCAGAAUUAUGAAGGUGUCGAUAUAAAAAAUUUUACAACAUCUUGGUCUGACGGAUUGGCCUUCAAUGCAUUGUUACAUAAAUGGAAACCACAAUUAUUUGAUUUUAAUUCUGUAGCUCGGAAACAUCCGAAUGCAAGGCUUGAUCAUGCUUUUCGAUUGGCCCAAGAGAUACUUGGUAUUGAAAGAUUGCUUGAUCCUGAAGAUGUUAAUACAUCGGUACCCGAUAAGAAAUCUAUUUUAAUGUAUGUAACCUGUUUGUUUCAAUCAUUACCUCAUUCUGGACAAGAUAUUGAAGGAAUUAAUAUUUCUGCAGCCAGUGAUUCAGGAUCUACUGCUACGACACCAGGGAUUGAGCAAGCAGUUAUUGAAUUUCCUCAGUUUUCCCAGUUUGAGAUGAGUAAUUCGCGUCCUGUGAGUCUCGCAACUAAUGUAUCGGUCGAGCUUGGCGGAUAUCAAGUGGCUCUUGAGGAAGUACUCACGUGGUUACUAGAGGCAGAGGAUGUACUAAGUCAUGCGGCAGACCCUGGUUCGAAUCUCGAACUGUUGAAACGUCAAUUUCAUGAGCACGAGUCUUUUCUUGUGGAGCUGUCAGGUCAUCAGGAUGGUGUAGGUGCUGUCCUUGAAGAAGGUGAGCGACUGCUCGCUGAAGGAGGCUUACAAAAGGACGAAGAGCAUGAAGUUCGCGUACAGAUGUCUUUACUUAAUUCACGCUGGGAGAGUCUACGAAAACGAGCGCUCGAUCGACAAUCUAAAAUUCACAAGAUUCUAAUGGAGUUUCAACAGAUGCAAUUGAAUUCGCUUCGUCACUGGUUAACAAAAACGGAAGAUAGAAUAUCACGUAUGGGUGAUUUAGAAAAUAACUCUGCACUCAAUGAUCAGCUGAAACAGUUGAAAGAACUUGAAGAAGAUAUAAAAAAUCAGCAAACUAUUGUUGAUGGUUUAAAGAAUAUGGUGAACGCUGGACACAUAUUUGUCGGUGGCAAGAGAAGCGUUGUCAAAAUGUUCAGGAUAACAUUAAAGCAGAUGGAAGCCUCUCCUGCUUCGGAGAUUGGCCAGGUACUUGAGCGUAUCAAAAAGUUACAGCUUUUAAAAAUGGAAAUGGAUAUGAUUCAAAAGAAGCUUACUAAUAUGCAGACAGCUAUAAGAAAUUUUGAGGGGCACAGCUUAAGUUAUGAUUGUAUCAAAAUGCUUGAAAAACUAGAAAAUCUUGAAGAUCAGUGUGAAGCUGUUGUUCAAAUUAUGGAAGUUCAAAGUCAAAGGAUAUCGAACUCUGGAUUUGAAGUUGAUCUAUUCAAUGCUCAAAUAUCAAUGUAUUCUACUAAUGAUUGGAUCAACGAGUCAAUAAUUGCAAAUGCUCAAAAAGAAGAGAUAGCUGGAAUCAUUUUAUAUGAGGAUAAUAUGGCUGAUGUGAAUUCGCAUGAAGCUGAGUAUGAGAAAGUGAUUCAAUUAGGAAAGCGUUUCAUUGAUGAACUACGGAAAGCGAAUGAACAAUACGAUGAAGAGGAUGCAAAACUAAAAAAUGUGGAGACUUGUUGGUUAACAACAAAUGCGAGAUUAAAGAAAAUUAAGGAGAACAUAGACUUUUUAAUGACGAUCAAAGAGAAAAAACUUGAGCUAACAAGUUUACGAUUGAUGUUGGAUGGACACUAUAAGUGGUUUGAUGUUAAUUAUGAGAACUGCCAAAUUGAAUUGUUCAGAGUAAAAAUAAAAUCGAUCGAAUCUUGCGAAGAUCGUGUAGAAAAAUUAACAGCAGUGAUAAAGGGACUGACAGAUGAAGAAGUAGUUAUUGAUGAAAUAGCUACUUUAAAACUGGAUAUUGAUAAUUUUAUUUCCGAUAGGAAUAGUUUACUAAAAAAAUUAUUAGACAAAGCACAUUCAUUAACUAAUGCAGCUGAUAAAAUACCACCCAAAAAGUAUAACGACACAAUUAAUGCACUAAUAUCUUUAAUCAAUAACAUUGAGAGUAUAUUACUUUCGGAACAUGCUGUGAUGUCUGAUGAAAUAACUAUGCAAGAAAAAGUUAAGCAAUUUGAAGAGUUACAAUUAAAAAUUCAUAAGAUUAAAGAAGAACUGCAAGAUCUUAAUACAAAAUGGAGUGAUGUACCAAUUAUUUUAGAAGAAAGAUUACAGAAAUUUUCGAAAGAUAUUCAAUCUUUAAAAGUAUUUGAUGCAGAGGUUACUAAUCUUGAAGCAUGGCUUGAAACAUCUUUGGUAUAUUUACAAGAAAUUGCAAAUUAUUCAUUUAUCAAAGAUGUAGAGACAACUGAGUAUAAGCUUCGUCAAAUUCGUGACUUUACAGAAGAAAUAAACAAAACAAAACCGAAUAUAGAAAAUCUUCAAACACUUACCAACAGCAUGCUGGAAAAUUCUGAGCCUAAUUUUGCAAGUUUGUUAAAUGGUAAAUUAGAAAAUAUUUCUCAUAAAUGGAAUGCCAUAAUUGAUGAAACAAAAAUUAUAAAUGGUAUAGAAGAUUUUACAAUUUGGCUGUCGAAUCUUGAGAGUGAGAUUCCUGUCGAAGGUAAAGUUACUUCUUCAAUAGAGCUUUUUCAGAUACGAGGUCGUUACCAAAUGCUUAAAGAUAAAAUUGAUCGUCGCGUGGAAGAGUUUCGAAACCUUAAUGAGCUUGGUAGUGACAAGCUUCUUAGUUCCGAGGGCUCCUCUGUUCAUGAGCUUGGACGACGGUUUACGCACCUCAAUGCUAGAUGGACUGACGUAACAGAUCGCAUUUACGAAAGAUACAAGCAUUUUCAAAAUGCGAGUCAUGAAUAUGGCGAGUUUAGAGCCUUAGUGGCACAUGAAAGCGAUUGGCUGGACAAACUAGAAAAAAAAUUAAGAAAAUCCAAUAAUAAUGCUGCUGAUGCCGAGGAUAUAUCCGAGGAACUCGACGCUGAUGAACGAGCAAAGAUAUUAGAGGGAUCGGUCAAGCAGGCCGAACAGUCCGAAGGUCGGAUUCUCGCUCUUCAACAUUCUCUAACGCAAGUAGACUCAGUAUUAACCGCACGACUAGACUGUGAUCUCACUGCCGAAGAUUUACCUCAUGACUACCAGAAAUUGAUGAAGGAGAUGAAUAGUCAGCAAUCAACUCUCGACGAGAUGGCAACCCAGAUAGAAAUAUAUAAGACAGCUGGUAAAUUUGAAGCAGCUCAGCGACUGCAAGAACAAAUGGAUCUUAUCAAACAGAAAUUCGAAGAGGUGCAAAAUAAAUUUCAACGAUUUCGUAAUCCUGUAAAUAUCGAACCGAGAUUAUCUCGUGCACUUAGAGAAUUGCGUGGUAUCGAGGAAGCCACGUGCUUACUCGAAUUAGCAACCGAGGAUCCAGAUGCUAUCGAAAGGCAACUCAAGCACUGUUUGAGUAUAAUAGUUACUGGACGUAAAUUAGUUGAAGAAGAAAAUGUAUUGGAACCAAAAACAUUUUCCAAACGGAUAGAUACUCUUAAGGAAUUAUACAAUAAGGAAACACUUACGGAAGUAAUUCCGCGAUUAAACGCAGUUAAAGAUAAACUUUUUAAAACUCAGGAUGAAUUUUCUAAACUUUGUGAUCCAACUUAUCUUGAUCAACUAAAGGAAAAGCUUUCUGAUAUCAUUGACAGACUUACAAACACAGAAAAACGUCUACGAAUGUGCAAUGAAUCUAAUGAGGAACCCAAUGUAGAUGAAAUUAAUACUUGGUUAUUGCAAAUGGAGGAAAAAUUGGAUAAAUUGAAUAGUAUACCAAUGGAACAAUUUAAUGAUCAAUAUUUAGAGCAAUGCAAAAUAGUGCAAACAGAAAUAAUGGAGUCUCAACCAAAAAUCGUACAACUUCAAUAUUAUUCAUAUUAUUCUAAGGUAGCCGAGGUCUGCAGAAAAUGGGAAGACAUUUCUAAUAGAAUACGGAUUGAAUUAGGAAAGAUGCAUCAACGAACUCCUACUUAUAUACAAGAUAAAAAAGACUUAAAAGAAAAAAAGAUACCUUUUAAAAUUGGUGGAAUUUUACAAGCAGCUUUAGAGAAAGAGAUUAUAAAAUUUGAAGAAUUAUCGCAGGAAAUGCUUAAUCGAAUGGACAUUAUGUUGAUGACAGUUAUUGGAGUGACAAAUGAAAAAGAUCCUUCUAAACGACUUGAGGUACUAAAAGGUGAAAUUAGUUGUCUUGCAUCUGAUGCUGCGACAUUAAUAAGUCGAGGUGACGGUCUGGUGAUGACAGUUCAUGGAACUGAUCCAUUGCGUGCUGAUACGAUUAAAUACGAACAUCAAGAUAAGUUACGUAGCAAAUGGCAUCAGAUAAUGCAGGAAUGUGAGACUAAACGUUCACAAGCUUUAAAAGCUGAAGAUACUCUUUAUGCAUAUAAUCAGUUAAUUGCAGAAUUAGAAGACUGGUUUCGUCUUGCACUUCAAAAACUUGAACAGGCGAAUAACUAUGAAGGUCAAUUAGAAGCAUUUACUUUAGAGUUCGAUUUACGACAGGAACAAAUAAAGAAACUGAACCAGCUACAGCAAGAUCUUAUGAAAUUCAAUGUAGCUUAUAAUGAAACAAUCUAUUAUACUCUUAAUAGUAAAUGGCAAGAGAUAAGUUCACAAUUUAAAAGAUUUAGCGGUAGUAAAGAUAAAGAUAAACAGCAUACUGAUAAAAAAGUUGAAAUGUCAAUAACAGAUGGUGCACUAACAGUUCAAAAUUAUGUAACACGAGCAAAUAAAUUGCGUGAUGCCAUCGCGACUCUCUCCAAAUCUUUCGACUCUAUGCCGCUCAAUGGCAAAGAUUUUGAACUCUUUACAGAUCAGGAUGAAUGCCUUAAAAAAAUUAGUAGUGCUCUAAAUAUUUUAAAACCAAGUGUAGAAGAAAUAGCUUAUUUAGGGGAAAAUAUCUCGGAAAAUCAACAAGCACGUCCCCUUAAUGACAGUUUGAAAAAUGAGUGGACAAUUGUGAAUCAAAACUAUAUUGAACGUUAUAAUCGUUGGGCCAAAUGUAAUGAAAAGCUUAACGAAUUAAGAAACGCUUGUUGGAACUUCGACGAUCGUUUAUUAAAAAUGGAGGUCAUGAUGAAGGAGAUUGUAACAAAUUCACAGAGUAAAUUUAAUCUCACGAAGAUGUUAGAAAUGGAAAUUCCUAGAAUGUUGAAAACAAUGAAUGGAAUUAGUGCAACUAUCACUGAUGUAACAAAUAGAUCAUCACCAGUAGAUAUUAAAGAUUGGCAACGUGUAAUUGAUGAUCUGAAGAUGAGAUGGCAGAAAUUUGUUAGAGAUUGGAACAUGUAUAAAAACAGAUUCAUUAAGAAAUGCAAAGUUCAGAUAAGAGUUUAA